UCAAUACAAAAAUAAAUCACGUGCUGAUUGUUUUAUAAUUUAAGAAAAGAAAAGCGCCUUUGCUCUUAUUAAAGUGUGCUUCUUCCGUCUUGCUAUUGUUAAAUCUACCUUUAUUUAGGUAAAAUGACGCGGUUUAUAAAACACAUUUAUUUAAAAAUUUAAGUACACAGACGCUAAAAAUGACUUCCGUAUAUCUAACAGAAGAUGAAAUACGAGAGAUAGAGGAUAUCUUUACUGCAAGGAGGAUAUGUGACCGGCACAAAGUUGUGUACGACAAUGGAGACAGCCUCGAUGAACUUCUAGAAAAAUUGACACUUAAGAGUAUGACUUUGGAACAGUCAGAGGAGUUUCCGUCCCUAGAUGAAAUUGACAGUACAGAAGAUUUGUUUGGUGCUGUAGAAAUUUGUGAAGAUCACAAUGUUCAAUACGACGAACUCGAAGAGACUAAUGAGAUAAAAGAAAGAUUGAAGCUGGAGUACUGGAGAAGGAAGGGAAUCUCCGUGAAAAAAGAUGUUCAAGAUGCCAUGCAAAGAACCAGCGAUGAGGAUGCGAAGAAACGACUGAGGCUUACUCAAAUGUUUGAAGAACUGGUACAAAUAAUUGGUGCAAAAGAUGAAUCGAAGAGGAUUGAAUUGGUAAAAGACUUGUUACAAAAAGAUAAAACCUCCGGAAAUCUUCUUGGCGACUGCGAGUCGAACAUAGAAAGUCUGAACGAAAGGGAGUGUGUGAUAUUAGUCGCAGGUGAAACUUCUGCAGGAAAAUCUAGCUUUUUAAACUUACUUUUGGGCAGCGAGUUCCUUCCAACACACACAUGCAGUUGCACAUCGUCCAUAACAACACUUAGAUAUGGAACACAGAAGCAAGCUAGAAUUAUUUACGGGGGACCUGGAUCCAAGGUUGAUGUUAUUGAAAACUUGGAUAAAGAAGGAAUGGAGAAACUUUACAGUAUAACAUUCAUGAAAGGAAAAGAGCGAGAAGAAGGACACGAUGUCAAGGAAGUUCAAGUCUACUUACCUAUUGAAUUUCUUAAGUGUGGAAUAGUCCUUGCAGAUACACCUGGUAUAGGGGAGAAUGAAUUCCUAGAAUCAUACUUAAUGGACUUUAUAUCAAACAAUCAGAUUUUAGGAUUUGUUUACAUCAUCUUUUCCGAUUCUGCCGGCGGAGUCCAGGAAGACAGACUUCUCCUUUUACUGAAAAUGAUUAUUGAACAGCAAAAGAAGAACAGCAAAGCUUUAAAAUUUGAUCCAAAGGCAGCUCUGUUUUUAGCAAACCGAUUUGAUGCUGUACCUGAAGAAAGUCGAGAGAAAGUCAAAAAGCAUAUACUUGGACAGCUUGGGAAAUACUGGCCUGAGUUUGAAGAAUCGAUGGCAGUUUUCUUUUCAACAAAGAAGGCAUUAAGAGAUGUUGACGCGCACCCAGAUUACAUUAAUGAAGAAUACAAAACAUUGCUAACAGGAAUUAGCAAUCUGUUCUCACUAGCAAUGGACAGACGAAUCAGAUCAUCCUACAAAUGGAUAGAGGCAGUGUUACAGAGAAUCAACCACUAUUUGAAGACAACUGUAACAAGUUUAGGUAUGACACAGAGGGAAAAUCAAGACAAAUCAUUGAGACAGGAAUAUAAACUACAGAACCUGAAGGAACGAUCUAAUACGGUCAUUAGUGAACUUACAGCGGACAUUGCAGAACGCAGUGAACACAUUAUCGAAGAGGUCCAGCGCUACCUUUCAACCCCACAAGCGAAAUUUUUGCUAUGUUCGGUUUGGAGAGAAGAAGAAAUUCCAAAACUGGAAGAUAAGAUAACCGACCAGCACCAUUGGCAUUGGGUGAAACAGCGUAUAGAUGAGGCUUUCUACGACAGACUUUGUAACGCUAUCGAAGAAUGGGAUGACGAGAAUUGUAACGUAUCUAGUAUUGAGGCGGAAAUUGUAGAAAAUAUCAAAUCAAAGCUUGGAGUUCUACAGGAAGAAAUUUCAGAAGUUGAGCAUGAUCUUAGGUCAACUAAUACCUCAACUGGAUCAACAGAGUCUAGGUCACGUAGACUGACUAUGGUGAUGUCUCGUUCACCAAUGGUAGAUGUACCAUUGAAACUCGCCCUGAAUAUGCAACAUCGCAUCUCAAACAAUACAAUCGGGAAAAUGAUGUAUCGAAGAGAAUCAGAGAAAUUUGAGAAAGACCCACACGCUUGGGCAAAGAAAAGAGCAGAAAAACUAAUGGAAAAACUUCUAAAGAACACUGCCAAGAAUAAAUCAAAACAAGGAAUGCUGACGCAACUAGUUGAGCAGCUUAUGCAACGUCCUAGGGAUAUUGUGAUGAGAUUAGAACUACACAUUCCUAGCAUCAUCGACACUAAUCUACAACUUCUCAAUUCUCUCCAACAUUUGGUUCUAUCAGAAGGCAGACAUGCCAUCAAAUACGAACAAAUGAUGGUUCUUAUAGAAGGUCUGAAACAAUCUUUGAUGAAUUACGGCGAAGGGUAUAUUUUUGUCAAUGAUUUUAAAUCAAACGAAAUAAAAGUAUUACAAGAUACACCAACUGGUCAAAGUCUUGCACAGACCUUUAGAUUUAGUGAGCUUGUCACCGGAAGAUCUACAGCGAAAAGUCAAUUUGUGAAAGCAGUUCCGCAGGGUCUGUGGACAGUUAUUCGUCCAGGCACACUUCAUCGAGACGGAAAAGAGAGACAAGUGUCGAUUAAAAUGUACAUGCCAUCCUCCGGUGUCAGUCAUACGUUUCAGGAGGUAGCAAAAUUGAGAUGUCUCCUGCAUAAAGAUGUAUACUUGGCGGAAUUUCUUGGUAUUCAUCACACUGAGGCAGUGACACCUGCGUACAUAUUCAAUGGUCAUUUACAACCGCUGCAGAAAUUUGUUCUUGACUGCACAAAUCCAAGAAGUCAUUUUCCGAGGUUGUUCCGGGAGAUAGCCGACGGGGUGCACUAUCUGCACUCAAAAGGAAUGGUGCAUAUGGAAUUAAACAGUUCUACUGUCACGGUCACAGAAUCUGGAGAAGUACGCAUGACAGGGGCUUGUGUUCCUAGACACGCAACGCUACCUCUUGAUAAAGAAAAUACAGUGUCUGAUUUUGUCUACCUUGCACCAGAGGUCUUAAAGAACGAGCUGUACAUUACACCAGCUGACGUCUACGGAUUUGGUCUUCUUGUAUAUGAGAUUGUGAGUGAAAGGAAGGCGUUUCAAGAGCAGAGAAAAACAACAUUCAAGGAGUUCGUAGAAAGGAUCAGUCCGGUGACUAUGUUACAUCUCAAUACGCAUGCGCAGAACUGGUUAUCCGAAAAUGCGUUACUGGUAGUCAAACAAUGUUUGGAGAUCUCUGAAAACAAAAGACCAAAUAUGAACGUUGUAAUAGAAAUGUUAGGCAAUAUUAAAAGUGAUUUUAAGCCAGACCUGACAGGCAGAAGAAUGACAGAAAUGCAUACACCUGGAGAGGUAUUCAGACGAUCCAGAGGGAUGGAAAAGAACACGCAUUAAUGUUAGUAAGCUAGUAGCCGUGUUUAAAAUAGACGAUAUGAAGUUUAACUUCUUGAACACUAAACGAAAAAAGCGUCUCAGACGGUCGACUUAUUCAUCUAUCUUUUGGAUUUAGUACAGUAGUGAAACUAAUGGUACAAACAGUUGUUGUUACUUUAAAACUUGAACUUUACAUUGCAUCGUAAUUCGUCAAUGACUUUUAUCUACAUUACUGCUUUUGAAAAAAAAACUGGCACACAUUUAUAUGCACAUAUCUACUAUUAACUUAUGCAUUGCAUCACAUUCAUAUAAAGUAUCGUGCAAUUUAUUAAGAGUUAUCCAUUUAAAUCAUUUGGGGAAAUAUAUGCUACAUGGAAAAAUUAACAUCUGCACAAGCAUUCGUCUAAAACUUUCGUACAAGUGUAUGAAUGGGAGGUAUUCACUUAUUAGCACAUAAAUUAAAUGGUACAUUAUGUAGUACAUUAUAUACAUUAUGAAUGCACAUUAUAGUUACUGCUAUUGAUGUUAUUCGUUAAAUAUUUCUGUGUUGUGUAUGUGUAUGUGCUUGCAUGCUAGGGAGCAUUUAGAGGUUUCGUGUGCGCGUGCGUGCGCGCGCGUGUGUGUGGAACCUUUCCUUCGGUUCAUGACGUAAGAAUUGUUUUCUUCAAAGACAUACUGCUUUAGUCGCAAUAUUUCGCACAAUAUAAUACAAAUGAAUGUAUAAAUGCUGUAAAAUAAACAUUGUUGUUCAACAGA
Molecule: messenger RNA, 4214 nt
Organism: Mercenaria mercenaria
Lineage: Eukaryota; Metazoa; Mollusca; Bivalvia; Venerida; Veneridae
Exons: 8
Coding region: 180-3479 (1099 amino acids)
Biological process (GO): protein phosphorylation
Molecular function (GO): protein kinase activity; ATP binding
Source: RefSeq, a predicted model, not a curated record